AUACAGACGACCCGGUGUGACGUUGACCUGCAGCUGGUUACUCGGAGAUAUCCCAGCAGUUACAGAAAAGCUUUGUGCUCCCUUGAUAACAAAGCUCACGGAAAAUAUGGCUGUGAGUGAUCGAAAUACUUCAUACGGAGUAGAACACGAGUACCGGAUAGCUUUGAUAGGACGAACAGGGUCUGGAAAAUGUGCAACCGGAAACAACAUUCUUGGUAAGAAAGCAUUUACGACUAAACUGUCCGGGUCUUCAGAGACAAAGAGAUGUGAAUUCCAUACAGCGGAGCGCUUUGGCAAGAAGUUGGUGGUAGUGGACACUCAGGGACUGUAUGACACGACAUUAUCCAACGACGUUGUCAAGGAAAAUAUCAGUAAAUGCAUAGCAAUUCUCACUCCCGGACCACACGCCUUUAUUCUUGUACUUCAAGUAGGGCGUUUCACCCCUGAAGAGCAGGACACAAUCACCCAAUGCAGCCGAAUCUUUGGUGAAGAAUUCUUCAGUCACCUGAUCGUACUAUUUACACGAAGAGAAGAUUUAGAAAACGACGGUGUGACUAUUCAAGAGUAUGUCAACGGGGUUCCAGAGGAACUGAAAAAUAUUCUACGGAGAUGUGGUCACAAAUAUUUAGCGUUUGAUAACUCUCCUAGAGGUAUGAAAACUGACUUUGACGUACUCGAACUGAUGAGGAUGGUACAAACUAUUAUUGAUGAGACAGGAAAAUCUUACUUCUCGAAUGAUGCUUUCGAGACAUCAGAAAAGGAAUUUCAGCGAAGAGCAAAUGAGAUCCGACUUAAAGGAGAAGAGAAGAUUGCGCUGACACAGAAAAAGAUACAGGAAGAGAUAGAAAACCUAAAGAUAACACUUGAAGCACAGAAAAGGGAAUAUAGAACCCAAAAGACUGGAAAUUCAAGCACAGGAACUUGAAAAUCUAACGUGGAUGGCUAUUUUGAAGAAUCAAACGAACAUCAUUCUCGUUACAGGAUAUUGUUGCUUUAGAGUACUAGCAUUUUCAACAUAUGAAAAGGAAAGGUCAGGGAGAAAAAAAAGGAAUUAGCGGCAUGUUUAUGUAUGCAAUGGCCAACCUAAACCCUGAACCAUAUUUACCUGCCUGAACUACUAUACCAACAUAACUAACUUUUACAAUAUAUAUAUAUAUGCUUUUGUAAAUGAUAAUAUCCUUCAUUAUGCUAUCGGACUGAAUGUGAUAUUCUUUUGACAUUUCCCUGAUUUUACCUCAUAGCCAUAUGCAGGGUGGGGAUUGCUGAUCCGGACCACGAUUUCCAACAUUUAUUACGCUCAUUUCUAAUAUAUGAACACAGUUUGCAAAUGACUGCUUCAGGCUUUUUCGCGAUUCAAAUGGGAAAAUCAUAUAUUUUACAAAACGGUGUUUUAGACGAAGCGGAGAGCACAGUGUUGUUUUCCAAAAAGUUCAUCUACAACAGCGCUGUUUCGCUGACGUAAAUGAGUGACAAAUAUGAAAGCGCAGAAAGUCAUCAAAAUUGCAUUAAGUAACAUAAUUGCAUACCUUCAACAUCCAAACAAAAUUUCGAGACGUGUGAAGUGGAAUAUGCCUUAGCUAAAUGCAAUAACUUCAAGACUAACAAACUAACAAAAAAUUAGUUAUCUGGACUACUGGUUAUUUUUCGACAGUUUUUGAUCGUUUGGAAUAUAAUAGAUGCAAUAUUAUAAAACCGCUGAACUUCAAAGUACACUCAUGAUAUACCAAGUAGGAUAGGUAUGUAGCUUAAGCUUACCGUUCGUGGAGCAGCACUAUUAGUAGGAUCACCAUCUAGAACCUUUUCUCAAGCUUGUCUUCUUUGACAAUGACGAUUGUAUUGCAUAUACGCUUUUUAAGACGCCAUAUAUGAGUGUGCUUCAUUUUUUUUUUUUUACUUUUCUUCUCAGAAGAAAAAGGAUUUUGUGAGCGACAUUCGAGACCAUAGACUGAAUGUUUGAACCUGUUCUCAAUUCGGAUACAUUCUCAUUUUUUUCUUUUUCAAAGUAAUGUUUUUUGUACUAAUUUCAAGUUUGCUGAAGUGCUUACCAUGCUUCUUAAAACGGUUUGUAUACAGUUUGAUUUUCUUGUUGUCCCUUAUUGAAACGCCAAUUCAGUGGCAGAUGCAUUGAAAACAUACCUGAUAAAAUCACUCAGGUGUGACAAAACGUUGAUGCCUUUUCGUCAUUCUUUGUUGUGACAUCAGAGUGUGUCGUUAAAAUUUAAAAUAAUCUAUACUGAGCUUCUCGCUUAAGUACCAUCUCUAGUCGAAAAUAUGCGCUCCUUAAAAUCACCUUUUGGGUUUGUGAUGCGACACCUGGCGGAGAGAGGAAAAAAUACGGCAGGGAAUUCACUCUAGUUUUUAUUUUCAUUGUGACGUCUUGUGGAAAGAAGACAAGAAACCAAACGUACCCGUAUACCUCACUUUGUGUAUCUAUCGCAUACAAUUACGUUAAAAGGGGACA
This is a messenger RNA of Mizuhopecten yessoensis (Yesso scallop), 2461 nucleotides long. RefSeq names its product GTPase IMAP family member 7-like. Gene Ontology annotation, molecular function: GTP binding. The transcript is spliced from 3 exons. The record is from RefSeq and is a predicted model, not a curated record. Lineage: Eukaryota; Metazoa; Mollusca; Bivalvia; Pectinida; Pectinidae. Bases 107 to 925 code for a protein of 272 amino acids.